Hydra vulgaris (swiftwater hydra) is the source of this 1023-nucleotide messenger RNA. The record is from RefSeq and is a predicted model, not a curated record. NCBI's taxonomy places the organism in Eukaryota, Metazoa, Cnidaria, Hydrozoa, Anthoathecata, Hydridae.
AAGUUGCUUAUUUUGAUUAUAAAGGUUAUGUUAAAAAAGUGAUUAGAAUUGGUGCCCCACCCCCAACCUAUCAAUCUAUACUUAUAGAUUUACUCCCAGCAUGUGUAGAUAUACUUAUUGCAUGUUUGUAUAUACUUUGUGAUUUAAUGAAUCAUAAAGCAUGUGUAGAUAUACUCAUUGCACAUUUAUAUAUACUUUGUGGUUUAAUAACUUUUAUAAUUUUUAAAGGAUACGGAGUAUUUACAAAAAAAGAAUUCAAAGCUGGCGAUGCUUUACUUGAAUAUAAAGGUGAAACUAUUUCAAGAAAUGAAGCUAAACUACGCAGCCAAAAAUAUGCUAUGCAAAAUAAAGGAUGUUUUAUUUUUGAUCUUUAUUUGAAUAAUAAAAAAAUUAGCAUUGAUGCUACUGACUCACAAUGUUUGGGACGUUACAUUAAUGAUGCUCCUGAAAAAUUUUCGAAUUGUUUGCCAAAGACAUGCAUCAUAGAUGGAAAAGAAUGUCUCAUGUUAUUUGCUAAAAAGUAUAUUCCGAAAGAUACAGAGCUACGUUAUAAUUAUGGAGAUGGCUCUAAUCAAUGUUGGUGAAAAAAUAAAAAAUAUUUGCAACCUUUCACGAUUGAUGAUGUUAAAGCAUAUUUACACGGAAAGCCUAACAUCUAGUAAUGAAUGCAAAGAAACUUUUAAAGACUUUAAUGCAAGUUCUGCUGCUUCACAAGUUGUUAGCUCUGAGGCUCAUAUUUUAAACUUAACAUCUAGUAAUAAAAUCCAAGGAACUUUUGUAGAUUUGGUUGCAAGUCCCGCUUUACAAGUUAUUAGCUCUGAUGCUCAAAUUUUAAACUUAACAUAUAGUAAUGAAUUCAAAGAAAAUUUAGAAGAUUUGGUUACAAGUCCCACUGCUUCACAUGUUCUUAACUCCGAAGCUCAAGCUUUAAAGUUGUCAUGUGUAUGUCAUUAAUAAAUUGCUCAAAUUCAAAGAGACGAUUACCUGAUGUUUUGUUUUUAUUGUUUAAUCGAAAGAAAUUGU